Messenger RNA from Pistacia vera, 2350 nucleotides. RefSeq lists its product as uncharacterized. The transcript has 9 exons. Lineage: Eukaryota; Viridiplantae; Streptophyta; Magnoliopsida; Sapindales; Anacardiaceae. The coding region runs from base 70 to 1539 and encodes 489 amino acids. The record is from RefSeq and is a predicted model, not a curated record.
UGUGACUUGAUCACUCUUCUAAUUUCUAGAGGCAGAGCCUCAGCAUCUCGUCGUGAAUUUCCAAGUAGAAUGCUUAGUUUCAUCAGUGUAUACCUAGACGAUGAUAUGAAAACGAUACUUAAAGAUAAAAUAAUAUCAAGCGGGAGGUGGAGGUGCAGGUGGAGUUGGUGGUGGAGGUGGGCAGUUUUGAUUAUUGGAGCGGUGAUCGGAACACAAUUAGCGUACGGUGGCGGCAAUGCUUUUACUUCCAAAGGUGAAGACGUUCUGGUAUCUCGCAUAGCUUUUGGAUCCUGUGCUAACCAAAGCGCUCCUCAGCCAAUAUGGAAUGCAAUUAUCAAAUUUGAUCCACAAGUUUUCAUUUGGCUGGGGGACAAUAUUUACGGAGACAUUAGACGCGCUUUUAAACUACUUGGAAAAGAAAGGACAGUUGGCCCUUGGAAGAAUGUUCCAAGGUUUGUUCCUGCCUCCCAGGAGGAACUGGAGUCCAGAUACAACAUAAUCAAGAAAAAUCCUGAUUAUUCUCGUCUUCGUAAGACUACUAAGGUAAUUGGUACAUGGGAUGACCAUGAUUACGGACUAAAUGAUGCCGGCAAAGAAUUUCCUGAGAAAGUGCGUAACCAGAGGCUUCUCCUUGAUUUCUUAGAUGAACCUCAAGAUAGUCCACGUCGCAAGCAAGCUGGCGUGUAUACUUCAUAUACAUUUGGCCCCGUGGGUAAACAGAUCAAGAUAAUCCUCUUGGACACUAGAUACCACAGAGAUCCUUUGAAUAGUGAUGGAAGUAUCUUGGGAAGUACACAAUGGACAUGGUUGAAAAAAGAGUUGAAGGGUCCAGCUUCCGCCAUUACCAUAAUCGGAUCUUCUAUUCAGGUUGUAUCAAAUCUUUCUGCUACUAUUGGCCCAUUGUUCUAUAUGGAGUCUUGGGGACGUUUUCCAAAGGAGAGGGAUCACCUUUUUAAUGUAAUAGCAGAUAGUAAGAGAGAUGGAGUCUUCUUUAUCAGUGGAGAUGUUCAUUUUGGAGAAAUUACACGGUAUGAUUGUGCUGUUGAAUAUCCAUUAUACGACGUUACCUCAAGUGGGCUUACACAAGCUGUUGAAAAGGUUGUCCCACCACCAUUACAUUUCAUGGUUAGAUUUCUGGCAUGGUUGACACCAAACACAAUGAGAGUUAUGGACCGACAUUGCAGACACAGAUCAUGCACAUAUGGCCUUCCAAAUUUUGGAACCAUUGAAAUAGACUGGAAUGCCACUCCAGUGGCCCUGAAAAUUGUAGUCCGGGACAUAAAUGGAUUUCCUGUGACAGGUGUAGAUAUGUCAUUAUCAGAACUUCAAGCGAAAACUGUAAAUUCUGAUGCCAGUAUCAAAGUGGGAGAACAGAGGAGGCAUUGUUCUCUCGAAGUUAAUCUUCCAUGGAUUGUCAGACACCGCCUGGUUAUUUUUUUCUAUUGUUGUAUAGCUGUUUUGCUUCUUGCUUUGGUGGGACUCAUUAUUGCAGUCAUAUCACUGAUCAGGCUAGGCCUCUGCAAAUACAAGCUUGACUGACUCUAUGAUUGAUCACUGUGUCACCUUUUAGUGCACAGCUUUUCACCACUGCAAAACCAUGUUAACUUACUGAUCAAUUCUGCAGGAUAACCUCAAAUUCUGUGGAGGGUUCAUUCUGUAGAUAUAAUAUCCUAACUCAAAUUUAUAUCAUCUGAAAUAUAGCAGUUAUGGAGCCUCAAGAGUUAGCUUUGAAAUGUAAUGGAAUCUUCACUCCAAGAAAAUAGACGAAUGGGACCUUGUAUUUUCAAGCUUUAAUUAAGUUAGAAGUAAUUUGCACCAUCACAACAGAUUUUCAAUUAUCUGUAAUUAAGUCAUAUCUGUCCCUUGCUAGCAACACAAGGUCUUGAGAUAUAAACCCAUGGAGAUGAUAUACUAGGGACAUCAUACGUAAAGGUGUACGCAAUUUGUUUAAAAUUAAACUGUUAUACUAUGCCCCUGCAUGAAAAAGAAAUAGAACUUAUUAAUUAUAUACUUCUAGAAACUAAUUCAGAAGGGAUAAUUUGUAUUUUUUCUGAGAGAAUCUAUUGUAGUUCAGGAAUUAACAAAUGAAUUUCUGCUGGAAACUCCUUGUUAGCUUAGUUUUUGAUAGGGCAAAAUCUUGUAUUGAAGGAUGCGAAGAGCUAGAUUAGGUUGGAUGGCGUUAGUUCACUUAUUCGGCUGGCUGUAGGAUGGAAAAAUUCGCUUGAGAUUUUGUCUUUUCAUUCCAGGGUUUAUUCUCUCAAAUCCAGUGACAAGUACAUUCCUAAUCCGACAAACAAGCAACAGAUGGCAGCCUGCCUUGGACACUUCUUCCACGCUCACUAAGAAGGCA